AUGUCGGCCGACAUCUGGGUGGGCACCUGGCGGCCCCACCGGCCCCGCGGGCCCAUCGCGGCGCUCUACAGCAGCCCCGGGCCCAAGUACCGGCUCCCCAGCAACGUCGCCUUCCGCACGCCGGGGCCAGGCCGCUACUGCCCGGAGAAGGCCGGCAAAUGGGCCUACCCCUCGGCGCCCGUCUACUCACUGGCCUCGCGCACCAAGCACUUCGCCAACGACCAGACCCCAGGCCCCGCCGCCUACGGGCUGCCGCCCAUGCUGGGCCCGCGCGUGGUGGGCAAGAGCUCGGCGCCCAACUUCUCCAUCCUGGGCCGCAGCGCCGUCGGCAGCUUCUACGCCGACCUCUGCAAGACGCCCGGGCCCUGCAACUACCGCGUGGUGGACGCCGACGUGUACAAGCGGCGCGCGCCGCAGUACAGCAUGCUGGCGCGCAACCUGCUCCCCGGGGACAACACGCGCAAGCCGGGCCCCGGCGCCUACAGCCCCGAGAAG
This is a messenger RNA of Nothoprocta perdicaria, 495 nucleotides long. RefSeq names its product outer dense fiber protein 3-like. The annotation marks the transcript as partial. Lineage: Eukaryota; Metazoa; Chordata; Aves; Tinamiformes; Tinamidae. The record is from RefSeq and is a predicted model, not a curated record. The transcript is spliced from 5 exons. Gene Ontology annotation, cellular component: cytoskeleton.